Triticum turgidum subsp. durum (durum wheat) is the source of this 1614-nucleotide messenger RNA. The record is from the annotation of a GenBank genome assembly. Lineage: Eukaryota; Viridiplantae; Streptophyta; Magnoliopsida; Poales; Poaceae.
AUGGCGGCGACGCAGCCGUCGGCGGACGUGGAGGGCGCGCUCCUCGCCCACCUCAACGCCAACGGCGAGAUACCCGACUCCCGCUCCUUCGCCUCCUCCCUCGGCGUCCCGCACAAGGACGUCGAGGACGUCAUCAAGAGGCUACGCGCCUUCCACAUCAUCGAGAGCACGGACAUCACCAGGGAGGCGUGGGUGCUCACCGACGAGGCCAAGGGCUACGCCGCCGGGGGCUCCCCCGAGGUGCACCUCGUCGCGGCCAUCCCGCCCGAGGGUGCCUCCAGGGCCGCGCUCGAGGAGGAAUUCGGGGACGUCUUCGAUAUUGCACGGAAGGCUGCCGCCAAGAACAAGUGGAUUAGAUUUGAGAACGACCUCGUGCUGAGAACGGUUGAGGAUGCCAGGGAUGAGUUGCAAGAGCUGCUUAAAAGAGUGGAGAAUGGGGAGGUUGUUCCUGAUCCAAGAAAGGAGUUGGAGAGAAGAAAGCUUGUAACAAAAGAAAAAACUAUUUGGUAUUCACUGAAGAAGGGACCUGAAUUUGUUGUAAAGAGAAAAACAUUGGCUACCAAUGUGACACGAGAACAUCUCAAGAGUGGCGACUGGAAGGAUCUGGAAUUUAAAGAUUAUAACUAUGGAGCCCAAGGACAACCUAUUGCGAUAGGAUAUAGUCAACCCUUGUUGGAGGUCCGUGAAGCAAUCCAGAACAUUUUUCUUGAGAUGGGGUUCAGUGAGAUGCCUACAAACAUGUAUGUAGAGAGCAGCUUCUGGAAUUUCGAUGCACUGUUCCAGCCACAACAGCAUCCUGCUCGUGAUUCGCACGAUACAUUUUUCCUCAAAGCCCCUGCUACAACAACACAAUUACCUGAUGACUAUCUUGAGAAAGUGAAUCAAGUCCAUCAAUCUGGUGGUUAUGGUUCCAAAGGAUAUGGUUAUGAUUGGAAGCGAGACGAGGCGGAGAAAAACCUGCUUCGUACUCACACAACUGCAGUUUCCGCAAGGAUGCUAUACAAGCUAGCACAGGAGGAACAUUUUGCUCCUAAGAGAUACUAUUCUAUUGAUCGUGUUUUCCGGAAUGAAGCUGUGGACCGAACUCAUCUUGCAGAAUUCCACCAGAUAGAAGGUCUUAUUUGUGACUAUGGUUUGACGCUUGGUGAUCUGAUAGGUGUACUGGAGGAUUUCUUCUCCAGGCUAGGCAUGUCAAAGCUGCGCUUCAAACCUGCCUACAAUCCAUACACUGAACCAAGCAUGGAGAUUUUCGGCUACCAUGAAGAUCUGAAGAAAUGGGUGGAAAUAGGCAACUCGGGCAUGUUCAGACCUGAAAUGUUACUUCCCAUGGGACUGCCAGAGGGUGUUAAUGUUAUCGCAUGGGGUCUUUCACUUGAAAGGCCAACAAUGAUUCUGCGUGACAUUGACAACAUACGGAAGCUCUUUGGGCCAAAGGUCGACUUCAAAGUGAUCAAGGACUGGCAGAUUUGCCGCGCGGGGAUCAGCUGUAGUGCUGGAUGCGAAUGGUGGUUCUUUGUGGCUGUUAUGCCUUUGAAGACCAGUACUUGUGCAUUUAACAGAGGGAGUGCAGAAACGCACAUAUGUUGUACUCCUAGCUCUGAAUUGCAAUUUUGA